CUGGAACACCCAACCGACACUUGGCUCGUGCCGCAGCCGACGGCAACGUGUUCCGGCCGCUAGAGCGCUCCCGGAGAAGGGAAAGGCGGGCGAACAUCUUCCCUUGCUCCGCCUUUCGCUCCCGCGGUUUCUGCCACUCGGCGGGAACGCUUCGUCGACGUUGUCGACGGCGGUAAACAACGGAUGCCUGCUCGGACGACGCUACUGAAGACGACGAGGACGACCGAGACGACAACAACGUCAGCGCUGCGGGCGUCGAUGACGACGUCGUCGGCCUAACAGCUGUAGGAACAGCGCGGCACCACCUCGCCCUCGAGUCCACUAUACGCCGAGCGGGUGGUGAUCUGCUGCAAAGCGUGCAGAGUCCCGGUGCUGAACAGCGAGGACAGCUGGUGAACAAAGCAACGACGAGUUGUGAACAUCGGGGAGGGGGACAUCACGCAGAAAACGACCUUAACCCUUUUGUCUUGUCGCCUUGUGCGCUUGCCUUACGAAGCCGAGGAAAAUGGUCGUCCGCCACCACCACCACCACGGCGGACAGGUGCAACCGCCUUGACGGGUACUGUCUCUUUCGCCGACAACCCUUUUUUCGCGCGCCCCCACGGGCUGUCACUGAGAAGGAACGCCUGAGCCCACUCCUCCGAGCAUCGUAGGAGACCGAGCAUGCCUGAACAGAGCAACGACUACAGGGUUGUCGUGUUUGGAGCCGGCGGUGUCGGGAAAAGCUCCCUGGUGCUACGUUUCGUCAAAGGAACGUUCAGGGAAAGCUACAUCCCAACCAUUGAGGACACCUACAGACAGGUGAUCAGCUGCAACAAAAACGUGUGCACGCUCCAGAUCACGGACACGACGGGCAGCCACCAGUUUCCCGCCAUGCAGAGGCUCAACAUCUCCAGGGGACACGCGUUCAUACUCGUCUACUCAAUCACCUCGGCCCAGAGCCUGGAGGAGCUCAGGCCCAUCUUCGAAGUCAUACGAGAGGUGAAGAGCGGCGAGACCGAGGGCAUCCCGAUCAUGCUGGUGGGCAACAAGUACGACGAGGCGGAGUCUCGCGAGGUGCCGCCCGAGACGGGCCAGGAGCAGGCCAAGCGCUGGUCGUGCGGCUUCCUCGAGACGUCGGCCAAGACGAACCACAACGUGCGCGAGCUCUUCCAGGAGCUGCUCAACAUGGAGAAGCGCCGUUCCGUCUCGCUUCAGCUCGACACCAAGAAGACCAAGUCGCAGCUUCGCAAGGAAAAACUCAAGGGCAAGUGUCUCGUCAUGUGAGGAAACCCCCCCGACGCCAGAGUCGACGAUGAAGGAGAAGAAGAGGCCACGGAGAAGGCGACCACUCGAUGAACCACGUACACAAACACGCAUCCACACGAACACACAGACGUAAUGAAGGUCACGCGCGGCCUCGGGAAUUCGGAUACGCACCGGAACCACAUGAGCGCAACCACAUGGACGCGCUUUCCUCGCGCGUCGGGCUGCGCUGCUGGGGCCGAAUUCACAAAACUUAUCUUUCGUAAGUGGAUUUUUCCAUUGGUCAGCCGGCGUCGCUAAUGGUGUCCCACAUCGUGAUUGGCUGAAAUAUUCUCUCACGAAAAAUUUUAGCUUAAGACGUUUUCGUGAAUACGGGCCCUGGUCUCUUUCGGCGUCGCCGCGCCGCGGGCUGUCUUCUCAGUUAACUAACGACAGCAAUUAGGCUUUCCGGGUGGUUAUUUCCGCUGAGUGCUAAACAGCCGUUUUAACAAUGGCGACGCCGGACAACGCGGGGCAAAACGUUCCAUGUGGGUGACGCCUGAAAGCCGAGCUCCCGUACAAUCUCUCAAGGUUCCUGACUGCUUCAUGAUUCUCGCUUCAAGCUUGCUUGCUACAAGGCUCCGCUUGCGUCUGCUUGCUUCGUGCAAAAAGAGGGAGAACCAAAAAUUACAGGGGUGCUAAGGUCUUUCUUCAAUUCUUGUUCUAAUGACUAGUAGUUCGAAUAGAAAUGUCUAUGAAUGAAACAAUCGGCCUCCGUUUUGUUCCAAAAAGCGUCGGCGCAUGCGUAAAACAUAAUUGAAGCAUCGGGCCGUCACUGUCACGUACUUGCGCCGAAAAAGAAAAGGGCAGGGGGUGGGGGGCGACAAUCGAAAGCACAAAGAUGUGCGAAGAUUCCGCAUGUAGUACUCCCCUUUCCAUGCCGGACACAAACACUUCUCGUGUGCGGUGCUUUGGUUUGAAUAUGACUCAAAACUGGCCUGCACUGACGUCACUGGAAGCCAAUAUGUUGGAGUACCAAUAUGGUGGUACCAUAUUGGCACUCCAACAUAUUGGUGCCAUAUAUUGGUACCGAUAUGAUGGGACGCCAAGUUUGCAAUGUCACGUUGAUGUUAUCAGUACAUUGCACGCAAGUUCUUUCGUUAUUUAUUCACUGGCCAAAAAAAUGUCACGUUGGAGCAGGUUAACCACCACGCGAUUGCGCUGCCUUGACGUCAUCAAAUCCGGCAUGACGGAUCACCAGCACGUCAUGAACCUGCGUCCGUGAUGUCACGUGCAAGCUAUCGAUUCUGGACGUCGCACUCAAAGUUUUCACCCGCCCCAUGGUCGAAUAGCAUUGCCGUUUCUUCGAGGCCGUUCGCGAACCAACACUGACACGUACACACAGACGAGUAGCGACUGUUUUUCAUUUUCCAUUUUCACACUUUUGGUACACGGUACUUGUGCUAACCUGGUCACGCUAAGGGCCAGAACGUACUCGCAAGUUUUUAAUAAGAAAACACACACAAAAAAAAGAGAAAGACGAGUCCUUGGGUGCUCGUUUCGCCUGCUGCAAAUCUACGCAAAAUACCAUAUCCGAAACGUCUGCACUUGCGUUUGUGUUCAACGGUGUGUAUACCUUGUUGACGAGAUGACAACUAUUGUUACUGUUGAGAUAUAUUGUUUAUUCGCUGUGAGUUAUCGCGACAAUGCGAGGUGGGUCUGUGGUUACGCGGUGCCUCGGUAAAUAAGUGAUAAAGGAAGGAAGGCAAGGGGAACGGGAAAAGGCGCGCAUCGCUAGUGACGUCAGAAACUUGCCUUCUGAAAGAGCUGCCUUUGGCGGAACAGUGUCAAUAACUGCUGUCUCGGAGCACCAGAUUAGUGGUCAGCUCGAGUGCAUCUCUUCUCGGGAGCUACAUAUGUGACAUAUGCGCCUAUGUAUGGGUCAACGGCUUCGACACGUCAAUACCAUGGCCAAUACGAUGGCCCAAUAACCGGUAAUGUUCACAACGUGGAACACUGACUAUUAGUGCGCUAUUGCGUUUCGCUCGGAUUAAGAAGAAAGGGAAUGUUAUAUUCGUUUAUCGGUCAUUUAAAUCGUAUUGCUUCGCAACCGGUAAACUCUUAAUCAGGUCCCGCUUAAACAGCUAGAUAUAACCAGGAAACCCGACAAUUUUUUUUCUGGUUUCCUGGAUAUAGCCGGCUAUUAACAUGGACUUGAUUAGGAGUGUAUUUUCGACCAGAGCAUGUAAAGCACGUAAACUGGUUCACGCUGUACAAGCGUCCACAACUCGAAGCAUUCGCUGUUUGGCAGAAUAGCUCUGAAAAACUGAGAUUAUUUGUAGGUGUGCGGACACGUUCGCGAUAUAAACAUUCCUCGAGCGUCACAAAUUCUCGCAAGUUCGUUUAAGCGAACUUCGUCGCCAAAGGCAGCACGACAGAAGACGUGACGUCACUGCGAGGGCACUGCGCUCGGCAAACCAUAUCCAGUGAACACGUAUGCUCUCUGCGGACGUCGAAAUAAAUAACGAAACUCCGCGUGCUAUUUAAAGCUUACCUGAAUUGUCGGCGAGCGAACGCGGUCGACGACUUUAAAUCAAAGGGGAGUUUUUUUUUCGUCCCGUUCACCCUUGCCUCGGGUGUGAUAAACAGCACGCAUUUCGCUCGUAGAUGGCUCGUAUAUUUUUUCCUGUGCUUUUUCGUAUACCGCAUAGCCCGGAGAAUUUAUAGACGAACUAUAUUUUCUCAUUUUGUUACGUUGAAAUGACUAUAUUUACGGAGCGUUAAAAGUAGGGUCUCGCGAAGCAGACUUCGAACCCUUGUGGUAUGUUUGAACAAUAAAUGUGGCGAGAGCCCCUUUCCCGAAA
Messenger RNA from Rhipicephalus sanguineus (brown dog tick), 4088 nucleotides. RefSeq names its product GTP-binding protein Di-Ras2. Gene Ontology annotation, molecular function: GTPase activity; GTP binding; GDP binding. Gene Ontology annotation, biological process: signal transduction. Gene Ontology annotation, cellular component: plasma membrane. Bases 664 to 1266 code for a protein of 200 amino acids. Lineage: Eukaryota; Metazoa; Arthropoda; Arachnida; Ixodida; Ixodidae. The transcript is spliced from 4 exons. The record is from RefSeq and is a predicted model, not a curated record.